AUUAUCCUCUGGUGUUAGUGUUUGAUAAGAACAGAAUGGAGUUUUUUCAUAUUUUAUUUUUGUUUAGCUUCGAUUUUCUUUCUGUGAUGCAGGCUUCUGGUAAGCCAGAUCCACCAACAGAUGUCCAAAUACAUGUUAAUGGAAGUACAGCCAGGGUGUCGUGGAUAAUUCCUACUAACCAAGGGAUAACUUGGUCCCGGAUUUAUCUCCAGGAUUCCAAAAAUAAAACGUGGGAUUUAAAUCUAAGUCCAAAAAUUAAAUAUAUUGAUAUCAUGUCUACAACAAAUAGCUUUGAGAUAGAAAAUCUAAAGAUGUGUUCAGAGUAUAUUGUAAAAAUAAAAUGUAUUAUAAAGGGUGAUCCUAAAUAUUCAGAUUUCACCAGGCAACAUUUCUGGAUGACAAAUAAAACUUUUAUUGCUGACAUCAAUCAAAAUGUUACUUUAUCAUGGACGACCAGUUUAACCGAGUUUUUUAAUGUCCAGUCAGCCUUCAAUUCGACGAUUAUAUACGGAGUACAAGGCGGCGGUUAUAUCAUAUCUAAUUCUGAAAGCGGGAAAUAUAUAUUUGACGACACGCAAACGCAUGUGAAAGAUAUAAAGGUUACAGUUAUCCAUGUGAAUAAGAUUGAUGCUGGGUUAUACAGCGCAGAAACAACAAAUGGAAAUGUGGACGGGUGCUGUUUGUUGAUUGUGACAACAAAACCAAUUAAACCAGUUUUAACCAUUCAACCUGAGCAUCCAUUUGUGGGUGAUAACAUUACCUUUACGUGUUCUUCGACGAUACAACGGUGGCCUACAGGAUAUGGAACUUCACACCUGUCAUAUCAGUUUAUUGGGAACAAAAGAGGAGCUACUGAUAACAAUGAGUUACAGAUAAACAAACUCACUCUGUCAGACAAAGGAACAUCCAUAAAAUGUCAGGCAACUGAUAACCUUAUGCAAGUGUCGAAUAUGAGUACUACUGUUACCUUAGAUCCCUUUUUAUUUAUAUGUUCAGGAAGUCAUCAAAGCAAAUUUAAUAACACAAAACAUCCGGAUUUUCAGGCCAGUACCGGAGUACUGGCUACUAGACUAACAGUCAACCAGCAGAGGCAUCGACCCAGUGGUAGUAAUACCAUUAACAGUACAAAUUUUCCUGCAUCAGAUGCACAUUUCGACUAUACAUGUCUCUUCAGUGAUGCUAUAAUCCAGUGA
Messenger RNA from Mytilus trossulus (common blue mussel), 1193 nucleotides. RefSeq lists its product as uncharacterized. Lineage: Eukaryota; Metazoa; Mollusca; Bivalvia; Mytilida; Mytilidae. Bases 36 to 1193 code for a protein of 385 amino acids. The record is from RefSeq and is a predicted model, not a curated record. The transcript has 6 exons. Gene Ontology annotation, molecular function: protein binding.